UCCCAGACUCUGCUCGUGCCUAGGCACAGAGAACUAAACAUUCCAUAAAUGGGGGCUGCGGGCAACCUUAGGGGGCUCCGGGGAGCUGGAGCGGGCAUGCAGAAAGCAGGGGAGGCUCCCCCGAGGAGGUGAGAGCUGAGUGACGGCCGGCCGGAGUCAGCCAGCGGGUGGAGCGGGAAGGGGCAGGGAGAGCAUUCCUGACUUCAGUCUCAGAAGCGUGUCUCCCCUGCAAGGUGACCCGCAACUGAACUGCGAGGAGCAGAGACUUUUCUGCAAGAGGCCGCCGGGGCCGUGGAUGGGGAGGGCGCGCCGCCCGGCGGUCCUGGCGCACAGGCGGCCGCGAUGAGGGUCAACGAGAAGUACUCGACGCUCCCGGCCGCGGACCGCAGCGUCCACAUCAUCAACAUCUGCGCCAUCGAGGACAUCGGCUACCUGCCGUCCGAGGGCACGCUGCUGAAUUCCUUGUCCGUGGACCCCGACGCCGAGUGCAAGUAUGGCCUGUACUUCAGGGACGGCGCGCGCAAGGCGGACUACGUCCUGGUGUACCAUCACAAGAGGGCCUCGGGCAGCAGGACCCUGGCCAGGAGGGUCCAGCACAGCGACGCCGGCCUGGCCACCCGCAGCGCCCGGCAGGACCGGCCCCUGCCCGGGAAGGCGGGCCCCGUGGGUGCGGGCGAGCCCGAGCCCCCGCUGGACUACCACGAGGAUGGCAAGCGCUUCCGCCGGGAGGAGUACGAGGGCAACCUGGCGGAGGCCGGCCUGGAGCUGGAGCGGGACGAGGACACGAAAAUUCACGGGGUUGGGUUUGUAAAAAUCCAUGCACCCUGGAACGUGCUGUGCAGAGAGGCUGAGUUUUUGAAACUGAAGAUGCCGACGAAGAAGCUGUAUCACAUUAAUGAGACCCGUGGCCUCCUGAAAAAGAUCAACUCUGUGCUCCAGAAGAUCACGGACCCCAUCCAGCCCAAGGUGGCGGAGCACAGACCCCAGACCACAAAGAGGCUCUCCUAUCCCUUCUCCCGGGAGAAGCAGCACCUAUUUGACCUGUCUGACAAGGAUUCCUUUUUCGACAGCAAAACCCGGAGCACGAUAGUCUACGAAAUCCUGAAGAGAACAACGUGUACCAAAGCCAAGUACAGCAUGGGGCAAGGAGAGGGAAGAAAGAAGGACUCUGCCCUUUUAAGUAAAAGGCGAAAAUGUGGUAAAUACGGCAUCACGAGCCUGCUGGCCAAUGGCGUUUACUCGGCAGCCUACCCACUGCACGAUGGAGACUAUGAAGGGGAGAACGUGGAGUUCAACGACCGGAAGCUCCUGUACGAAGAGUGGGCGAGUUACGGGGUCUUCUACAAGUACCAGCCCAUCGACCUGGUCAGGAAGUAUUUUGGGGAGAAGAUUGGCCUGUACUUCGCCUGGCUGGGCGUCUACACCCAGAUGCUCAUCCCCGCCUCCGUGGUCGGGAUCAUCGUCUUCCUCUACGGAUGGGCCACCGUCGAUGAGAACAUCCCCAGCAUGGAGAUGUGUGACCAGAGACACAACAUCACCAUGUGCCCGCUGUGUGACAAGACCUGCAGCUACUGGAAGAUGAGCUCUGCGUGCGCCACGGCCCGCGCCAGCCACCUCUUCGACAACCCCGCCACUGUCUUCUUCUCCGUCUUCAUGGCCCUCUGGGCCGCCACCUUCAUGGAGCACUGGAAGCGGAAACAGAUGCGGCUCAAUUACCGCUGGGACCUCACAGGCUUCGAGGAGGAGGAGGACCAUCCAAGAGCCGAAUACGAAGCCAGAGUUUUGGAGAAGUCUCUUAGGAAAGAAUCCAAAAGCAAAGAGAAGCGCCGGCACCUUCCGGAGGAGCCCACAAACAAAUGGAGGCAGAGGGUUAAGACAGCCAUGGCGGGGGUGAAAUUGACGGACAAGGUGAAGCUGACCUGGCAAGACCGGUUCCCAGCCUACUUCACCAAUUUGGUCUCCAUCAUCUUCAUGAUCGCAGUGACCUUCGCCAUCGUCCUCGGCGUCAUCAUCUACAGGAUCUCUACGGCCGCCGCCUUAGCCAUGAACUCCUCCCCCUCCGUACGGUCCAACAUCCGGGUCACUGUCACGGCCACGGCGGUCAUCAUCAACCUGGUGGUCAUCAUCCUGCUGGACGAGGUGUACGGCUGCAUAGCCAGGUGGCUCACCAAGAUCGAGGUUCCAAAGACCGAGAAGAGCUUCGAGGAGAGGCUGAUCUUCAAGGCUUUCCUGCUGAAGUUCGUGAAUUCCUACACCCCCAUCUUUUACGUGGCGUUCUUCAAAGGCCGGUUCGUCGGACGCCCAGGCGACUAUGUGUACAUUUUCCAUUCUUUCCGGAUGGAAGAGUGCGCCCCAGGGGGAUGCCUGAUGGAACUCUGCAUCCAGCUGAGCAUUAUCAUGCUGGGGAAGCAGCUGAUCCAGAACAACCUGUUUGAGAUUGGCAUCCCGAAAAUGAAGAAGUUUAUCCGUUAUCUGAGGCUGAAGCACCAGAGCCCCUCUGACCACGACGAGUACGUGAAGAAGAAGCAGCGGUACGAGGUGGAUUACACCCUGGAGCCCUUCGCGGGCCUCACCCCGGAGUACAUGGAGAUGAUCAUCCAGUUCGGCUUUGUCACCCUGUUCGUUGCGUCCUUCCCGCUGGCCCCGCUCUUUGCACUGCUGAACAACAUCAUUGAGAUCCGCCUGGACGCCAAAAAGUUCAUCACCGAGCUCCGAAGGCCGGUGGCCGUCAGAGCCAAGGACAUCGGAAUCUGGUACAACAUCCUCAGAGGCGUCGGGAAGCUUGCUGUCAUAAUCAACGCGUUCGUGAUCUCCUUCACGUCGGACUUCAUCCCUCGCCUGGUGUACCUCUACAUGUACAGUGAGAACGGGACCAUGCACGGCUUUGUCAACCACACCCUCUCCUCCUUCAAUGUCAGCGACUUCCAGAACGGCACGGCCCCCAGCGACCCCCUAGACCUGGGCUACGAGGUGCAGAUCUGCAGGUACAAAGAUUACCGGGAGCCACCAUGGUCGGAACACAAGUACGACAUCUCCAAGGACUUCUGGGCCGUCCUGGCCGCCCGGCUGGCCUUUGUCAUCGUCUUCCAGAACCUGGUCAUGUUCAUGAGCGACUUUGUGGACUGGGUCAUCCCUGACAUCCCCAAGGACAUCAGCCAGCAGAUGCACAAGGAGAAGGUCCUCAUGGUGGAGCUGUUUAUGAGGGAGGAACAGGGCAAGCAGCAGCUGCUUGACACGUGGAUGGAGAAGGACCGGAAGAAAGCGGAGCCCUUCAACAACCACAGCCCCACGCCCCCUGCCCCGCCAGACAGCCCCGACUUCCCCGGGGGCGCCCUGUAGCUGGCGGGCAUCCCCGUCGACGACGCGCACCCUCUCCCGGGGCAGGCGACUUCGCACAACCCCCUGGUCCAGUGGCCCCUGGGUUUGUGACAAGCCUGGAAGACCACUUUCUUCUGAUAGGACAACAUUUCCCCGUCUUUUUCUGUUUUGUUUUGUUUUGUUUUUCUUGUUUUUGCACAAAACCAUUAGGCAGGGAAUUCUGUUAUCUUUAGUAUUCAAGGUUAAUCAGAGUGAUUGCUGGGGACAGGGUGAUACACAGCGGACGCAGGGGCUUUGCGGAAGCGAUGCUUGGAGUCUGGGGUCUCCUUGGCCGUUGGCGGUGAGCAACAGCCCCCAGAAGACAUCGUCUUUAAUCCUCCUGAUGCCUUAAGAGAGAGGCGAGGUGGUAUUCCAAGGCAUUAGACAAAAGCUGGUGCGAGAUCUGAGGGCAAACAGAGAAGUGGGUAAGGAAUAAACGAUGCUGACACCAGUUCCAAAAGACAUCACCUGUCUCUAGGUUGAAAAAGUGAGAUUUUUCAUCACCUUUUCCUUCCCUGGAUUCAGAAACCGAGACACUGGUCAGAAAGAGAGGUGCCCUGGCUCUGUCCACCCAGAGGGCCAGGAAGCUCUGAAUUUACUCUUGGAGAACUAGCGGGGUGCAGGUGUCCUGAAUGAGCGGUGACUGGCACCUCUGGGGUCCCCACCAGCAACCACAUGCCUCCCCCACCUCAGGGUGACAGAAAAACGGGCGGUGAGGGAUUAUGACCUCGGAGGCAUUUCUGCAGACGGCUUCAGGGUUGCAAGAAGUCUUAAGGCUUCUGGGGGUACUUUUGCAGCUUCAGAAUAUUUAUUGGGUUUUUUUUUUAAUCAAUUCUACAGUGGAUGUAAGGGUUUUUUCUCUGUAGCUCAAAGGCGGAAGGCGUUUAUUUUAUUAGCUAACCAAAUAUCAUUGAGAGGAAUUUAAAAUACUGUUAAUACCAAAGAUUUUUAUUAAUAAAGGCUUCUAUUUUGGUAACACUUCUCUAUAUUUUUACUUACAGGAAUGUUACUGUUGGACUGUUAUCAUUUUAAAAGCUUGUGAAAACAAAUCUCAUAGCUGAUAAGAAUGAUCUCAAUUUGCAGCCAUUAUACUAACCGAUGAUCUGAAAUUUCUCAAGCGCCCAGAGAAACAUAAAAGAAAUGUUUCACCGAAGGGAGGCACGAAAAGAUAAACGUGUCUGUCUUGAACGUGUGGUCGGUGAGACGCUGACAUUCCUGUGAGCUGUCAACUAGGGGGGAAGUCCGUAGGUGUAGCAGAUUUUCGUUAUUUGCUAAAGUCAUGCAAUCUGAUGCUUCUACUUUCUCUUGUACAGUAAGUGGUUUGAAAUGGGGUUUUUUGUAUAUAAACAUUGUAUUAAAAAUGAGGUGAUUACCAAAAAUCCUUUUAUGGAAACCAUUCUUUUUUUAAAAAAAGUGAAUGUACACAAAUCCACAGAGGACCGUGGCUGAACGCUCGUCUGA
Balaenoptera ricei (Rice's whale) is the source of this 4818-nucleotide messenger RNA. It is a transcript of the gene ANO1, whose product is annotated as anoctamin 1. The transcript has 27 exons. Lineage: Eukaryota; Metazoa; Chordata; Mammalia; Artiodactyla; Balaenopteridae. Gene Ontology annotation, molecular function: protein dimerization activity; chloride channel activity. The record is from RefSeq and is a predicted model, not a curated record. Gene Ontology annotation, biological process: chloride transmembrane transport. The coding region runs from base 343 to 3339 and encodes 998 amino acids. Gene Ontology annotation, cellular component: plasma membrane.